Cotesia glomerata is the source of this 1890-nucleotide messenger RNA. RefSeq lists its product as uncharacterized. NCBI's taxonomy places the organism in Eukaryota, Metazoa, Arthropoda, Insecta, Hymenoptera, Braconidae. The coding region runs from base 288 to 1706 and encodes 472 amino acids. The transcript has 3 exons. The record is from RefSeq and is a predicted model, not a curated record.
AACACAAUACAUUCCUCGUCCGUCGUGUAUUGUGUACUAUUGAAUUCAGUUACAACUUUGAUAAUUAUAUAUUUUUUUUCAUCUCCAACGAAACGUGAUGAGCAGAAAAAUAUAAUAGGUUAAUUCUGAAUUAGUUUGAGUGAAAAUAGUGAUAAUUAUAAUAUAAUUGAUUAGUGAGCUUGAUUUUCGAAAAUACGUUUAUAUGUAAUUUUCUACAUCACGCAUAAAACGACCGUUACGUUUAAAAAAUUUGUAAUUUAUUUUUCGAUUUUACGUUAUAAAUUAUCAUGGGUAAUUUAACAAGUAAAUUGUUUUUGAACGAUGAAGAAGUUAACAGUAAAUCGAAAUUAUCAACUCAAAUUAAAAUGGGCACACUUGAAAAAAAUCAAGAAAAACAUCAAUGUACUCCGAUCAUGACAAGGAAAGAAUUAUCAGCUGAUCCACGAUCUGCAUCUGCUGGAAUAUUGAGAACUCCAAUCGAGGUUGAUACAACACCUACCGGUGUACCUAGACGGGUAGCAAAAGCGAUACCUAAAUAUUUACAACCUAAACAAUAUCUUGAAACUGAUAUUGAUAGUGUUGUUCCAGCAUUAUCAUCAGCACAUGCAACUUUGGAUCCUCGAUCGCCCAAUGUUCCUUGCACACGGACACCUAUCAUGGUUAAACAUGUGCCAGAAUACUUGACUCCGGUUGUAAAGAUAGAAGAAGCGCCGGCAAUGGAUACACCACAUAUGCUUACUAACAGACUUGAUCCACGUUCUCCAGCGGCUGAUUUUGAUAGAACGCCAAUUUUAAAGCCUAAAUCGCCUAAACGUAAUGGGCCACAUGAAAAUAAUAAUAAUUCAAUGGAAUGUACUACAGAAGUAUUAAAUCCACAAUUGGCUUAUUGUGAAACUACCACUGAUUUCAAUAUAUCAGAAAUUCAAGUUUUGCCGGAAAUUGUCUCUGAACAACCAUCGGAUUUGAAAAAACGUUUAGACCUAGAUGAUGAUUUUAACACCAGCAUCGACGAUUGUCUGUUUGCUAAAUGUAGCUCCGAUGAAAGUGAUUCAGAUGGACAGUUAACUGUUAUUCCUAACUUAAAAACUAUGAAGACAGAUGAAAAGUUAUCGUCUACUCAUGAGAUUAUGAAUAAAGAAUUAACCGCUGCUGAUGAAGAAAUAAAGACAGUGAAAGAGGAUUUGGAGAUAAUUACUAAUAUUUCAACUUUGAUAAAUAAAAGAACAAAGGUCGAUACUGAAGAAAAAAUACGUAUUUGGAGAGAUUCAAUAUCGCCAGAUCUUUUCGAAGAGCCUAAGCCCAAAAGUAUGACGUCUAAACAGGAAGAAAUUAUCAUUGAGUUUGAUCAAGAUCAAUCAAUCUCUAAACCUGAAAAGACUAGUAAUGUUUUGUUAGAAAAAACCAACGAAAACACAAUUGGUAAGGAACCUGCUAUCAAAAAAAAGAAGACAGCACAUAAACCUAAGGGAAUAAUUAAUGAUAAAAAGUCAUCGAAUUUGACGGGAGGACGCACACCAUUAAGUAAUCGUUCUAAUAGUCAUAAAUCUGAAAUUUCAAGUAAAUCGCCUCAACAAAUAUUUAGAAGUAAAGCUCUAUCCACUAAACCAUAUCAACAAGAAAAUACACCACCUCGCAGUAAAAAUUUAAAUUCGAAAAUUAAAUCUAGUAAUGCACAGUGGGAUUUAGAUAAGACUGUUAUUAUAUAAUAUAAUAAGUUUUUUCAUUUUAUUCUUAAUUUUUCAACUUAUAAUAGUAAUAUUGUUUUGUUUAAUUAAUGUUAUUAAUAGUUUUUUAUAAAAUCUUAACUUAUUUUCUGACUUUAUAGAGUCAAUAAUUAUUGGAGUUAUUUUACUUACAUUAAUAAACUAAGAAUGUAUUUUUAUUUAAUGA